AUGACCACCGAACCAAACACAACCAGCUUCCCUAAUUUAACCGAAAACGACAUUGAAGAGAUUAAAAACUCAAACGUUAAAGUAAACACGGAGCGGUCAAGAAAAACCUGGAUGAAUGUCUGGUCAAAUUGGUGUUCAGCUAGAGGAAUAAGUCAGCCAAUUAAACUUUUUCCUUAUGAACAAUUGGAUAAGCUUCUCACCAAAUUUUAUGGCGAGGUUAAAAAAGUGAAUGGAGCGGACGACGAGCCAGAAAGCCCUCGCGUGAUGCAAGCUGCAAUUGAUCGCUACUUACAUGACAAAGAUUACGGCGAAAGAAUCAUUUCUUCAAGGCAAUUUCAUCAGUCUAUGAAGACACUCAACGCUAAAGCAGCACGUCUCCGACAGCAAGACAUGGGUAAGCGUCCCAACAAAGCAGAAGCACUCAACCAAAGCAAAGAGGAAUUGCUGUGGGAAAACGGUUCACUCGGAAAUCAUUCGCCAGUCGCGUUGACAAAUGCCAAUUUCAAGUGUCUUUCGGAGCAAAUGGGUUUGCGAGGACGACAGGACAACCACGACGCAUAG
Molecule: messenger RNA, 561 nt
Organism: Paramuricea clavata
Lineage: Eukaryota; Metazoa; Cnidaria; Anthozoa; Malacalcyonacea; Plexauridae
Source: the annotation of a GenBank genome assembly